Molecule: messenger RNA, 525 nt
Organism: Penicillium longicatenatum
Lineage: Eukaryota; Fungi; Ascomycota; Eurotiomycetes; Eurotiales; Aspergillaceae
Exons: 2
Coding region: 1-525 (174 amino acids)
Source: RefSeq, a predicted model, not a curated record
AUGUUUGGGAUAGGGGAGACAAUCGGUAUCAAAGUAAAGCCCUCUGAAGUGCGAUUGAAGAAAGAGGACGAUCUGGACUAUAUGUGGCAGAUAGACGACCCUUCCUUGGAGCAUCUUUUUCAAAAGCAUCUGAGCAAGCACUCAGUGGGGGCUUAUAUGCAGCUCCAAAGAGAAGUUGGUAAGACAUUCCGUGCUAUUCGUCCUGAGCGGGAAGUUAAAAGACAGAUUGAGCUUGAGCUCAUUGCUAGUUUACAAGCAAAAAAUCUGAAUCUCACGGAGAGAUUGAGGUCAGCUGAAAAUGAAGCUAGCUAUCACGAAGCAAGUGCUAGAGAUGCACAGAAGGAGAUCGGAAACCAAAGAUCAAUUAUACAAGAAGCUACUAUGACCAUUGAUCGCCAGCAGCAGGAAAUCUCCAACUGGAUCGCUCUCUCUGAGUGGUAUCAGACUAGAUCCAUCCAGUGUUCUGAUGCUUUAGGCCAGCUGAUGGUAUUUCUACAAGGUGCUACGCCUGAAAAUACGGAGUGA